AUGGUAAACUUGCCUUACAUUGAGAACCCCCCACGCAAACGCCGGAGGCCUGCUGUAGCAAUUAGUUGCGUUGAAUGUCGCCGACGGAAGGUCAAGUGUGACCGUGCUAAGCCUUGUGGCCCCUGUUAUCAAUCUGCCUUGACAUGUUACUAUCGCCCGCCAUCCUUCUCGCAAAGCGGCCCUGCUCCCGCGCCCGCUCCCGCGCCCGCACAACAACCACUUCACAGCUCAUUCCAGGGUACCAACCUGGCGGGAUCUGUUAGUCUGCCGAUGGAUCAGAGGACUUCUCCAAGCUCUGGAUUCAGUGACGAAUCAAGGCCAAAGAGCGCUAUUCAAGUCGAUACACACCGGUCAUCAUCCAGUACGCUCAACAAGAUGAUGGACAGCAUUUUAUUUCAGUAUCUCCACCAGCAGAUUCGUCUGCGACGGGUUGCGCGAAACACUUCAAAGAGCAUACAAUUGCCGGCGUAUGUUGACAAUUCUAGACCAAGUAUCCAGUUUGCUAACGUCUUAAAGCUCGACCGAUUAGGACUAUUCAGCUCCAUGAACGGUCAAAUGACUGAUCCAACUGGAGAAUUUGCAGAAGUCCGGGGUAUGCUAGAGAAGUGUUACCACUAUGCACGUGGCAUCCAAUCUAUGCGCUCAUCCAAGCGAGCACGACUUUCUUCCCUUAUAGAUGGACCUAUCAAACUGCCCCGACGCAGCACUUGUGACAAACUCAUGCAAAACUAUCUCCGCACGUUUGAGUCUACGAUUCGCAUACUUCACAUUCCUUCGUUCAAAGCGGAAUAUGAGUCUUACUGGAUCAACCCUUGGGGAGUGUCGGAUGUGUUUUUGCGCAAGCUGAUUCUGGUACUGGCCAUUGGCACUUGUUUUAUUGGCUACAGCGACGCGUACGAUCCUCAGCUCCGGUCUAUGGCUUCGACAUGGACAUACGACGCUCAGGCAUGGUUGAUGAGGGCUUUUGACGUACGAGGAGUAGACCUGGACAUGCUGGAAGUAUCUUGUUUAUUAAUAACUGCGCGCAAAACAGAUUUGGUAACUUCACAGUUGGACUGGAUUUCGGUAGACUUCCCGCUGAGAAUGGCACUGAGACUACAACUGCAUAAGGAACCCAGUAUUCAUUUCCCUCACCUAUCGCAACUAGAAGCCGAGAGAAGGAGGCGACUAUGGGCGGCCGUGUUGGAGAACUGUUUGCAAUCAUCACUCGAUUCGGGCAUUCCGAUGUCGAUUUCGAACGACGCAUUUGAUUGUCUGCCACCCGGGAACUUCAACGACGUCGAUCUCCUCGAGGAAGGUCAUACAGAGCCUGCAACUGAAACGAGCGGCUUCACUGAGAGUACAAUGUCCAAUUUUUUGAUGAAAACAAUGCGUUUGAGGAUGCGUAUUGCGCAGUUUCUGAGUAGCUUGCAGCCAGAACUGAGUUAUCAUGAGGCACUGAAGCUUAGUGCUGAUCUUGAGGCUCUCUGCCGGUCCCAGGAGAAGGACCUUCAACUCUUUACGACAAGAGCUGCGCCAGGUAGCGCAGUGCCGUCUGACUUUCAGAAGAAGCUACACAGCAGUCUUAUUCGGCGUUGCCUCUUGGCUCUUCAUGGAAGUUUUGCCUCGAAAGCGAAAUUCGACCCCUUGUUUUAUUUUUCUCAUAAAGCCGCAACCGAAACGUCUCUUUUUCUACUCAAAUACUUGUUAUCAAGCCAGAAGAACAGCCAUGCCAUGCCAGAGGAUGACUUUUCUUUACUCAUUAUUUCUGGGUCCAGCAUCAUCAUCAGCUUCUUGUGGGAAGCAACAGCUCAUGUCUGUGCUGACGUUAUCAACAACAUUACGGAGAGUCCGUUUCCACUUAUCAGCAGUCUCUCACGCAGCGAAUUGACACAAACUAUCCAAUGCGCUAUCGAUACCGCACGAAGCUGUCUUCGAGCUGGUGACACAGCGGUGGAACCCUUGGUGUUGUUUUCCUGUUCACUAGCACAUAUAAAAUCAGUUUCAGAGGAAAAGCCUAUUGAUAAGAGCAUCAUGGAUGCAGCCAGGAGUAGUUUAUUAUUCUGUUAUAAGGUUUUAGAGUCUGGAUAUAGAGAGGAAGGGCAGGACAGUCGCCUGGACAUAUCCAUUGGUCGCCACGGGCUCGAGUUUCCCGAUUACGAUAGUGGAACUGACUUGUGGGACACUGUAGUCAAUGCGCCCAUUAUGUUAUUUGAGUGA
Messenger RNA from Trichoderma breve, 2199 nucleotides. Its product is annotated as fungal specific transcription factor domain-containing protein. Gene Ontology annotation, biological process: DNA-templated transcription; regulation of transcription by RNA polymerase II. NCBI's taxonomy places the organism in Eukaryota, Fungi, Ascomycota, Sordariomycetes, Hypocreales, Hypocreaceae. The transcript is spliced from 3 exons. Gene Ontology annotation, molecular function: zinc ion binding; DNA-binding transcription activator activity, RNA polymerase II-specific; RNA polymerase II cis-regulatory region sequence-specific DNA binding. The record is from RefSeq and is a predicted model, not a curated record. Bases 1 to 2199 code for a protein of 732 amino acids. Gene Ontology annotation, cellular component: nucleus.